CACUUCGUGGCUGACUUCUUGGUUCGCGCUUAGUCCCGUUUCGCCAUUCUUUAGUUCCGGGUGAAUCGCGGUUCGCGCGGCGUUUCAAUUCGAUUGAGCUCGUGUACCCAUUCAUUGACUGGCACGAGAGGAGUUUUUUUUUCAACCUAACUAGCCAUACGGGAAGCCUAACCUCUUCGUGAAGUACUUCGAGGACGACCUUCGAGGAACUCGACUCAAGGGCCCGGUGUUAAUGUUCGAGGCGCGACAAAAUGAAGUUCACUCAGCGCUGUCUUGGGAACAUCACCAAGAUGUUAGACUUCUACUCGCAGUUCAACCCCUCGCCGCUUUCGAUAAAACAGUUCAUCGAUUUCGGACUCAGCGCCUGCGAGCGGAAGUCCUUCAUCUUCCUGCGGAAGGAACUUCCGGUCCGGCUGGCGAACAUCAUGAAGGAGAUCCACCUGCUUCCGGAAAACCUCCUCAGAAUGCCUAGUGUCGGUAUCGUCAACAACCUCUACGUCACUUCCUUCGAAGAGAUCAUACACUUCGAGAAGGCUGAAAUCAGCGACUCCACCCUGGACAGAUUCUGCCAGGCGUUGGUCAAGAUCAAAAAUAGACAUGCCGACGUUGUGCAGACCAUGGCCCAGGGGGUUUUGGAGCUGAAGGAAUCUCACGACGUGGACAUGCAGACGGAGAACAGUAUUCAGUAUUUCCUCGACCGCUUCUUCAUGUCGCGGAUCUCCAUCCGGAUGCUCAUUAACCAGCACACCUUGUUGUUCGGUGGACUUUUAAACGGCCACAGCAGACACGUGGGAUGUAUAGAUCCAUUAUGCGAUUUAACGGCGGUCGUGAAGGACGCCUAUGAAAAUGCACGAUUCCUAUGCGACCAAUAUUACCUCGCGAGCCCGGAGCUCAGAAUCACGCAGCAUAACGAGCUCGAACGAGGGAAUGAAAUUCGAGUAGUCUACGUGCCAAGCCAUUUGUACCAUAUGUUGUUCGAGCUCUUCAAGAACAGCAUGCGAGCCGUCAUGGAAUACCAUGGGACCGACUCUGACAACUAUCCACCCAUCGAGGUCACGGUUGUCCGCGGAAAGGAGGACAUUUGCGUGAAGACGUCCGACCGAGGUGGGGGGAUUCCCCGUUCGCAGAUGGACAAUCUCUUCAAGUACAUGUACAGUACCGCGCCUCAGCCGAGCAAGUCCGAUGCUCAUACGGUCCCAUUGGCAGGAUAUGGUUACGGUCUGCCAUUGUCGCGUCUCUAUGCUAGAUAUUUCCACGGCGACAUCGUCCUUCUCAGCUGCGAAGGAUACGGCACGGAUGCGGUUAUUUAUUUGAAGGCCCUGUCCAACGAGGCGAACGAGUUACUGCCCAUCUUCAACAAGACUUCGUCCAAGUUCUACCGAACUACCGUGCCCAUUGCCGAUUGGAGCAGCCAGUGCGGGGGCGGCAUGGCCACUCGGCAGCUUUGCAUGAGCAAUACCCAAGGCCACAGACUUCCUCAUGGUAUGGAGAUAAGUCAAUGCUAGCACCCUCUGGACGGCUCGGCGGAUGACCAAAACACGGUAAAGUAGGUGGCUUAGGAAAUUACCGAAGCCGUCCACCCGGUCUGGGCUUCGAUUGAAUGCCAAUAAAUGAAUUGCCCAAGGAGGCAGAGUGCUUUCAACGCUCGUCGUAUAAUAUAGACGCUCCGGGCAGAGUUUGCCAGCUGCGAGGAUGGUAAAGGGACUACAUAUCAUUUAAAAAGGAAAUUUGCUGUUUCUAUGAGGGCUUCGACGGCCGAUUUACAUUUUGUCUCACUGCGAAGUGAGAGGACCUUUGCCGAGAUGCGAGCCGGCACUCGGGAGGUCGGAUUAAAAAUAACACUUUGGCUUGGUUUCAAAGUGGAAAAAUUAACGGAAGGUAUAACGAUGAGGUUACGUUAAAUCCCGGCACCAUCGAGACGAUGGGAACCGGAAGUCGGAAGUGGAGGACAACGAAGUUCCGAUAGAGAAUUCGGUAACAGGGAGCGUAGGGAAUGCCAUGGAUUUCGUCGCAAAAGGACCAGGCUGAAAUUUUCAUGAAAAAUGAAAUCGAGCAACUGGGUUGCUUCGAUGAUGUGUGAUAUAUAUAUUUUUUUUCUUUUUUUAACCCGGUGGCAAUUCGAUUUUUCCGGGAGUUCCAGUUAACUCGAGACCUCCCGUUUCCCUUCAACUUUGUAAACGAAAACCGUAACGAUCUUGUUACGACCAGUGAUUAAGUUCAUGGUGUCGAUUUUACUUUUUAUUUAUUAGAAAAAAAUGUUCUGGAAUUCGUUUAGAGUUCCGUUUAGCAGUAGGUUUAGGUUUAUAUUAAUAUUUGAUCGUCGGGUCAUCACACGGUUUAAUUUCCAUGCUGGGAAUAAUGGGCGUCGAAAGUGAAAAUUGUAUACUGUUAGGGAAUUCUUAUUUUCCGCCCUGAGAUUGUAAAUGUAAAUUUUUACAACCAAGUCUCCUCGAUGCAAUGGAUGCAUGCACUGCAUCGACUCGAGAGGCUUUGAAACUAAAUAUUUAAAUAAUUUAAAUCAAUGCCUGCCACUUGCAGGAAUUAUAGGGUGGCGUUUAGAUUAUAAAUCGUUUUGGAUCGGAAUGCAAAUGGCGUGAACAUGGUCGUUACACGUUUAGAUAAAUUAAAAGGAUGUUUCGUAACGUCACUGAGUGUAAUUCUCAUUAAGAAUCUCAUACGUUUGGAAGUGGCAAUGAUAGUACAACUAGAAAUCAAAAGUUCGUACUUCUGUAUACCUUGGUUUGGAAACUGUUAAGUGUAAGAAGGUGAUUGGCAGAAUGUUAUUCAUGAAACGUAGCAUCGAUGCAUUGUGAGCAGGUAUUGGUCGUUAAUGAUCUAUCCAUUUGGCUUAAGAUUAUACCAAAGUCAUUCGGCUGUUAAUUUGCAACCGGAGAAAUCUGUCAUAUGUUCGCAUAACUUGCCCGGUGCAAAUAUUAAUAUUUUAAUUAUCUUUUGUUUUCAAUGCUCCGUCAUGGGCACAUUUUGCAAUCCACAUGGAAUAUACGCUACGGAUCGCUGACUGUGAUGCAAAUAUGCAAUUUAACUAUAGCUCAUAGAGAUAUCUCGUUGCUGUACAGCACAAGGAUGUGUAAAAUCGUAUGCUUAGAAAUGCAUGCACUGUCAUAUACAUACGACUGUAUAUAAAAUAAUAAAUAGCAAAAUUAUAAGAGGGAAUCAAUCGUUGCAAUUAAAGAAAAUAGUCGGUUGCCGAGGUGUAGGACAGAAUUUUGUACAGAGAAAAUGUAGAGGCACGCUUUGCAGGGUUCGCUGUGGAGCUUCGAAACUGUAAAAGGAAUUAUUAUUAACCCUUUUAGGAUCGCAACUGGUUGCCAGUUCAAAAAGUUCCCGUACACAAUUUGCAAGACUCACAGCAGGGCUGCUUCGUCGUUAGUUUCAGAAAUUUAUAAAUUUUAAAAGAAUAUACUUAACUAUUUUUUAUUUUCUAGUAUCUGUAUCAUUUUUACCCAUGCGCAUGUAAUUGAAAUAAACGGUACAGUAGAGCGUAGUUAGAGACAAUUGUUACUUUGAAUGGGGGUGGACCCUGCAUUUUUUUAUUGCCAUGUUAAACGGAUAGAUCGUAAUUCUUGUCAAGAACAAAGUGUCUCGGUUCAACAAGGCAUGGUAUUAAAAAUGGCAUCGGUAGUUAUUUACACUAUCUGUUGCAGAACCAGAUUUUUAUAUCACGCCUUGGUAAAUGUCCAACAGUGAAGACUGUAAUUACGACCUGUCCUCUUAACACGAUAAACUCCAUAGUUUCUAGUACUUUGUAUGAAACAUGUAGAUAAAUGGUAAAGUUAUUAAAAAAAGAUAACAAGCUGGCACAGACCCGUGGCAUAUUAAAUCGAUAGAUAUCAAUGAUAUAAAUACACGCAUAAUUUGGCAAUAGAAAUCAUUAGAUAACCAAUCUGACGCAUCGAGUGGAAACGUAUGCAUGUCACCAUGUGUCUCGUACAAGUACACAUUGUACAGGUGUGUCAUUAAUAUUUCAUAAUAUAUGAAUAUAUGUAUGAUUACCGAAUCCCCGAGAAUAAUUGUUAAUUAUCGAAAUCUCUAACUACGCGGUUGAAAAAUGAUCACGUGUGACGCACGAGGGAGAAAUUGUAAAUUGUAUAUCAUUGUUAAUAAAGGUAUCGCCAGUACAACGAGUUAAUAA
This is a messenger RNA of Orussus abietinus, 4153 nucleotides long. RefSeq names its product pyruvate dehydrogenase (acetyl-transferring) kinase, mitochondrial (gene Pdk). Gene Ontology annotation, cellular component: mitochondrion. Gene Ontology annotation, molecular function: pyruvate dehydrogenase (acetyl-transferring) kinase activity. Gene Ontology annotation, biological process: protein phosphorylation; regulation of glucose metabolic process. NCBI's taxonomy places the organism in Eukaryota, Metazoa, Arthropoda, Insecta, Hymenoptera, Orussidae. The record is from RefSeq and is a predicted model, not a curated record. Bases 252 to 1505 code for a protein of 417 amino acids. The transcript is spliced from 8 exons.